Agrilus planipennis (emerald ash borer) is the source of this 5129-nucleotide messenger RNA. Its product is annotated as putative leucine-rich repeat-containing protein DDB_G0290503. Gene Ontology annotation, cellular component: BRCA1-BARD1 complex; BRCA1-A complex; plasma membrane. The transcript is spliced from 7 exons. The record is from RefSeq and is a predicted model, not a curated record. Gene Ontology annotation, molecular function: ubiquitin-protein transferase activity. Gene Ontology annotation, biological process: negative regulation of fatty acid biosynthetic process; double-strand break repair via homologous recombination; positive regulation of transcription by RNA polymerase II. The coding region runs from base 204 to 5129 and encodes 1641 amino acids. Lineage: Eukaryota; Metazoa; Arthropoda; Insecta; Coleoptera; Buprestidae.
AUUGUGGGAAAAAAAACAUACACCAACGAAAUUUCAAAUAAUGAGUUAGGUUAGUUGUGAGAAAUUAUUUACUUUUCAUCUCUUUUAUAUACGUUGAAUUUAUAAUAAUUAAAUACCUUAAAAAACAGUGAUCAAGUUUUAAGAGAAUUCUGAACUUAUAAAGGAUUUGUUAUAAAGUUAUUAAAAUAACUAUUUGUUAUAAAAUGUCUAAUCUGGCAAAUGUGAAAAUUAUUAAAAUUGUAAAAGAACUUCAAAAAAUAAGAGAAACGGUAAAAUGUUCAAUUUGUCUAGAAACAGUAAAGGAGCCCCUGCAAGUAGGAUGUUCCCAUAUAUUUUGCAGCGAAUGUUUUAAGAAAUAUGAAGCAGGUACAACAAAAGGAAAAAAUUGUUUGUGCCCAGUGUGUCGUAGCGUUCUACAAAGGCGUAAAAAACGACAGCAUAACAAAGGUCAUAAAGUGGCAGAAUAUGUAGAAAAAGUUGGUGAUAUUUUAAGUAAUAUAACAAAUUGCAAUGUUUUUGAAGUAUCUGAAGAACAGAUACAACAAAACUUAAAAUUAUCAUACACACCAAAUUCAAGAAAAAGAAAGAGUUUUAUUGGGAUGUCCAAGAGAACAGUUACCCCCUCAAAACAUACACCAAAGAAGUCAAAAUUAAUCACAACUAUUGAUGUGAAUACUAAAAAAGUGACAAAAUUGGAACAAAAAGAGACUAAAAGUCCUUCUAGAAAAUGCCAGAGGAAGCCUUCGAAAAAAAUAUCACAUAGUACGAACGUUUCUGAAAAAGAGAAAGUGACACCUAAAAAGGACCCAUUUGAUUUACUUUUAGAAUCUUCCAACAUUUUACCUCAUUCAACUUUUAAAAGUAAAGUAAUAAAAACAUAUAGUGCUAAAUCAAAAACAGAUAGAAAUCAUGUCUAUGUAGAUAAAGUCGUCGAAUUUCAAGACAACACAAAUAAAACUCGAAUACUUCAUUGGCUCAGUGACACCAGAAAUAAGUUUGACAAUAUAACAUUGACUCAGACUCAAAAUGAGGAUCAGAACAGUGAAUCUAGUUUGGUUAAUUCCUUUGAUAUGCCCUCAAUUUCUCAGGUGCAUAAGAAAGGUAAACCAAAAGUUAAUAAAAGUAUGAAGCAUGUAGCCACUCAAAACUUACAUACAAAGAACAAUAAAAAAAACUUAAAAAAUAAAAGGGCUGCCUCUCUGGAUCGUUGCGUUAUAAGAAAGGUUUAUCCUAAGCACAGAUUAAAGAGGCAUAGUAUAGCUUGUGAAAGCCAGGAUUAUGAUAAUAUGAUAAUAGAAACAGUUGAUAGCGAAAGCGAAUGUCGUGAUAAUGAAAAUAGUAAGAAGCACUGGAGUUUAUUAGAAGAGCAAUGCCUCAGAGAUAUCGAAAACAAUACCCCUAAGAGGGGAAGACAAAAAUUAAAUAAAUCCAAAAAAGAUCCCAACACUUCUGUAUCUCAGAAGUCACAGUGGGAUAGAUUGAAAUCGAUUGGUAAAAGAGGAAGAAAAAUGAAGAAACUUAACGUUAGUCAGUGCAAUCCAAUUAUAUCAGAAUCAAAUAAAGAGAGAAAAGGAAAUGUGUUACAGCAUACGGCUAAUGAUAUUACAAUUGAUUAUAAACACUUACAGGAAACGGACACGAAUUUUAAAAAACCAAUUAUUAAUGAAGCAAAUGUUGUAGAAAAAAAUAAAAAAAAUGAAGAAGAAGCUAAUAAAUAUUCUUCAAAUAAAACGUACGAUUUAGAUGCAAUUGAGACUUAUUUUAUUGAGAAAUUAACUGAGUAUGAUGAGAAUAAAAAUCCAAAUGAAGUCACAGACAAUUAUUGUAAUAAUUUAACAAAUAACUCAAAAAAACAGAAUUUAAAACCUAUUAAUAACACCAAUUGUGUUUUAAGAUCAGUUGAAAAUAUAAAGAGCAAAAAAAAUAUUACAAUAAGUAAGUCUGAUGAUAUUAAAAAGAAAUUGAAUUAUUCAAGUAAACCUGUUAUAAUUGAACAAGGAGAUGUUCAAGAUAAAAAUGACAUCAAUAUUAAGUGCAUUGAUUUGAUAGAGAUUCAUAAAGUUGUAGAACAAGAAGAAUUUAAAGGCUUUAAAAGUUUAGCUGAAUUAGAAACAGAUUGCAGUGCUUGUAAUGAAAAAGAGAACGAGGAAGAAAUUUUUAAGCCAACCCAGGUCUUUCUAGAGAACUUUAAGAAUUUAAACGAGUCUGAACUUAAUGAGAAUUUGAAUAGUUUAGUAAAAAAACUUUUUAAUGAAAUAAAAUUUCAGAAACAGUCGCAGUCUAAUGUUAACAUAGACAUUUUUGAACCAAUAUUAACAGCUAUGAAAUUCCUUGUAGAAAAAGUGGAACGACAAAAUGAAUGGCAGUCUAAAAAAAAUUUAAAAGAUGUUCAUACUCAAACUAAUAUCUUGGAAUUUUGCAAUUCAUCUGCCCAAACAAUAAUAAAUUUGGAGAACGUGUUUACCCAAACCGAUCCUAUGAAUGGAUUUUACAUUUCUUCAAACGAAAGUUUUAAAACUCCAGCCAAAAUUCACGUAGAAAUCCAAACUGAAUGUUUACCACAUUGUACAAAGUGUAAUAUGAAAGAUAUGAAGCCAGUGUCACCCCCGAGUGAAUUUAAACGAACGUUAAGUAAUGACAACAAUAAUAACGGCUACCAAUUUACAGAAAGCUUAGAUAAUAUUAAUUUUGAAACUCAGGACAUUUUAAAUCAAAACCAAAUAAAGGUGAGUCAACCAUUAAAUAAGUUUGUUUUCAAGUCUCAAAAAAUUAACAAAGGAUCUAGCUCCCAAAACUCCAAAGUUUUGACUUCAAAUCUUGAUAAGGAUGCUAAUAAAAAAGGUAGUCAGGUUGAGAAAGCUGCAUCUUUAAACCAGAUGUACAAGGAAGGCACAUCACAAUUUCCUCUUUCUUCUGCUGAGUCUCAAAAAUGUUUGGUUAUUUCUGUAAUGUCUCAAAAAAACUCGUCAUCAAGUAGACGAGCUCUAAAUCAGGUAUUUAACAAUAUGGAAGUUGAAAAUAAAAAUGUAUUCAAACGAAUACGUAAACCUGAGUCUGAUAGUGAUUCAGAUUCUGAAAUCCAUGCCCAUCCAAAGAAAAUCUGCAAUAAAUUUCUGAAUAAUGAUUUGUCCCUCAAAUUUGAAUCUCAGUGUGAUAAUACAACCAACAUUGAAAGGCAAAUCUUGAAUAGAAAUGAAAUAUUAAGCUGCGAUAGCGACAAUAUCGAUUAUGAGGAAUUUUUGGAAAAAGUCUUGAAAAAGUACGACGAUCCUCCCCCCAGUGUCAAGCCGUUAUCUAAAACUGAAGAUAUCAUUGAAAGAUGCGAAAAAAUAAUAAGAGAAGCCACAAUGCUCCGUCCACAAGAAAUUGUUCCAAAUGUAAGCACUCCGAAAACAGAACAAACGAAUAAAUUGAGUUUAAAUACGAUGCAGGAGUUUAAUCAAGAAUUUAGUUAUGUUAAAAGUAACCAGGCAAAUUCAGAAGUUCGUGAAAAAAAUGAAAUCAACGCUAAUGUUAACCCAUUCUCCUUGUCGUUAUUUGGUAACAGUGAGGAAAAGGCAAGUUUAAAUCGAAACAUUAAUAAAUUCAGUAACAGUUCAAAUAAAACAAUCGAUCGAAAAGAACUGGAUGAUUAUGUUAAAGAAAUAAGCAAUGAAUUUGAGAAAUCCUUCGAUGAAGAUGUUAAUGUUGAAUUAGCAGAUUUGCACGAAAACAUUGAAAACAAAUCGCUAAAGCAACAAAAUUGCGAACAAAAAGUAACUGUUCUUCAAGAUAUUAAAUUGAAUAACUUUGUUAAAAAGCCGGAAAAAGAAGAGAUAAAUGAAGAUAUUUUUAUUGAAAAUUUUGACGAUAGUUUUGAGAAUAUUGACAUCGUCAGUCAUAAAAGCGAUGAUAUGUUUGAUGACGUAGAUGUAGUCGAAAGUACACCACAAAAGAGCAAGAAAUCUUCAAAUGAUAGAAACAUUCCUCUUGAUGAUCAAGUGUUAUUGUCAGAAACUAAGCAGCCUCUAACAAUUGACGAAGACCUAAUAAAUUGCUUAAAUAUGACCUUUACACCACCUCCAGGAUUCCAAGAUGCUGAAAAUCCAGAUGAUGAAACUUUAAAAUAUGAUAAUAACUUAAACGAACCAAAAACCAACACAAAUGAAUCCGAAAUUAAAAAGUUUACAUACGGAAUAUCUUCCCUUACACCUGAUCUACUUUUAGAGCCAAAUCCACCUUUAAAAAGAAAUCAGCAAUUACCAGAAACAAGCACCCCAAACAUGUUAGAAUCUGAUUUCGAACAACCAUUAAUUCCUUUGAGUUUAUCGCCUAUAAAACCACCUCAAAAAGAAUUCCCUACGGGACCAUUAAAUCCAAUUGACAUUGCAAAAUCGUCCAAGUUUUCUCCUCUUAUGAUAGUGAAAUCUAAAAGGCCUCCACAACGAGUACUAACUCCUCAGUCAUGUACCCCAACGCAGAAGAGUAUAUUAAACUAUGUGAAACCUGAUAAUUUGGACGCAAGUCCUCAACCUGGAUGCUCACGUUAUUCCACACCAGUGGAAGAAGUUACUGUAAAUAUGAAACCUUGCGUUUCCUGUACAAGACUCACAUUGGAACAGGUGAUGGCGAUUAAUUCUUUGGCAUCGAAGAAAUUACUUUGUUACAGCGGUUCCUUUUCAAAAUCUGUUACACAUAUGAUCGUCGCAACAAAUGCAAAAGGGUGUGUGAAAGACCAUACGAUGAAAUACGUUUUCGCAGUGGCUGCUGGGAUUUGGGUAUUAAGUUUUAACUGGAUUGAAGAGUGUUUAAAAAGGAAAUGCUUGGUACCAGAGGACCCUUUUGAAGUAAAAGAUGUAUCAGGGUUACCAGGGCCAAGAUUAUCACGUCUUGCUCUUAAACGCGAUUUACUAAAAGGUUUUAAAGUGUAUGCAGCUAAACCCUUUGUAUCUACAACUGCUGAAGAAGUUGAGAAUGUUGUAACAAUGUUAGGAGGAAAAAUUGUGUCCAGAUUAGAUGACUUGCUUUCCAGGAAUGGCUAUAUUCCUCUAAUCAUUACUGAAGCUAGAGCUUCACAAGAUUUUGAGUUGUAUGAAAGUAAGUCGUUAAAUAACAACUUUAUGCAUUAUAAAUCCAACAUUUCAAAAUAA